This is a messenger RNA of Cyprinodon tularosa, 3040 nucleotides long. RefSeq names its product growth differentiation factor 6a (gene gdf6a). Gene Ontology annotation, cellular component: extracellular region. Gene Ontology annotation, molecular function: cytokine activity; growth factor activity. NCBI's taxonomy places the organism in Eukaryota, Metazoa, Chordata, Actinopteri, Cyprinodontiformes, Cyprinodontidae. Gene Ontology annotation, biological process: BMP signaling pathway; SMAD protein signal transduction. The coding region runs from base 338 to 1582 and encodes 414 amino acids. The record is from RefSeq and is a predicted model, not a curated record. The transcript is spliced from 2 exons.
AGAGCCAUUUAUUGCAAAGAAAAAUACUGAACUGAUUCAUUUCUGUGGCUUCUGUGACGCUCCACUGGCUGCAGCUGUGGCUCCUUGGAGCUUUGUGACAUGAAAAUUGUUUAGGAAGCCCUGCAUUGAGCCACCAUGUGGGCGUGUUUCUCUCGACCCAACAGUCUCCAGUCUUGUGUGGAGUUCAGAGCGAGAAAAACGCAUUGCUUCUGGUGCGACUGCAGAGCGCAAAGGUGGGAGCUCUUCGACUCUGACGCGCUCACCAUCCUCCUGGCUCCAGCGCUUCAUCUACAGAAGAGGAGUUAAAAAAAACAAAAACUCCACGCCACAACCAACCAUGGAUGCAUAUCGAGCCUAUGCUAUACACCUGGGCCUGCUCCUUGUUUUGUUUGGGAAUAUACCUUGCUUCCAGUGUGCUGCUAUCAUCUCUCCAUCUGCGCCUCGGAGGAACAGGGAAUCCAGGAUCUCUCAUCCAUACGGACAAAGGUCAUCCAAGCUCUUCAAAGACAUUAUCGCGUCCUCGCACUCUGCAGCAGGACGCCACAAAGAAGAAGUCCCAAAGGACGCUGUUGUCCCGCACGAGUACAUGCUCUCCAUAUAUAGGACGUACUCGGCGGCAGAAAAACUUGGACUAAACGCGAGUUUUUUCCGCUCCUCAAAAUCAGCCAACACCAUUACGAGUUUUGUGGACAAAGGAACAGACAAUCUUUUGCACUCCUCUUUGAGAAGACAGAAGUAUCUGUUUGAUGUUUCCACCCUUUCGGAGAAAGAGGAGCUGGUCGGAGCAGAAUUAAGGAUAUUCAGGAGAGCAUCGGGGGCCCCGCAGACGGAUGGACCCCUCCACAUCCAGCUCUAUCCAUGUCGCUCCGACACACUGCUGGACUCCAGGUAUUUGGACCCCAUGGAUUCCAAUAAAGCCGGCUGGGAGGUUUUGGACGUGUGGCAUGCAUUUCAGACACAACACCAACAGAGAAAUCAGCUCUGCUUCCAGCUCAGGGCCGUUCUCAGUAAAUCUGACACAGAGGUGGACCUGAGGCGGCUGGGGCUGGACAGGGGCGGCCGCGGCCAGCAGGAGAAGGCCAUCUUGGUCGCUUACACCCGCUCCAAGAAGAGAGAGAACCUGUUUAACGAGAUGAAGGAGAAGAUCAAGUCGCGAAGGUCGGUUGAAGAGAAGCCGAUGAAGGGGGGUACGGGAGAGGGCCCCCGGCGGCGCAGAAGGACGGCGCAGAGCAACCGGCACGGGAAGAGGCACGGAAAGAAAUCCAAGUACAGGUGCAGCAAAAAAGCUCUGUAUGUGAACUUCAAGGAGCUCGGCUGGGACGAUUGGAUCAUCGCCCCGCUGGGCUACGAGGCCCACCACUGCGAGGGCGUGUGCGACUUCCCGCUUAGGUCGCACCUGGAGCCCACCAACCACGCCAUCAUCCAGACCCUCAUGAACUCCAUGGACCCAAACAGCACCCCACCGAGCUGCUGUGUGCCCACUAAACUCAGCCCCAUCAGCAUCCUGUUUACAGACGCGGGAAACAACGUGGUGUACAAGCAGUAUGAGGAGAUGAUUGUGGAGCAGUGUGGCUGCAGGUAGCGGUCAUUUAAUUUAAUUUAAUGCUGAUAAAACAAAUGAGAAAAAAAACUCAUUUGUUUAAAGUGAAAUCCUGAUGGCUCCUGGACUGAACUAUCCUCUCCUCACAGGGUCUGAAGAUGCGCUCAAAGUACCCUCCAUCAUCUUAUUUAUUUUGACUAAUUCAUACAAAAAAUGUCCCGCACAUUUGUUCUUGUCCAUGCAAAGACCAGGGCGAGGUGUCCGGGUUGUUAGGCACAAAUCUGUGAACAGACAUAGAGCACGCUCUGGCUGCAGGCCACAGAGGAGUCUGCUUCCAGGUGCGCCAUCUGGACGGCCAGUGAGAAUCCUGUCAGCUACAGAGGCUGGACUUACCUGGAGUGGGCCCAUGAGCGCGGCACUAUCCAACUGGAGCCAAUCAGAACCUGCUUUCACCAAAAAGUAGAUUAUUAAAUACAUGAGGUGAAUGUCUAAUGUACCAAACAUUAAAAAAGAAAAGAUUGGAUCACUUAGCGAGGAAGAAAGGUGGUGAUGGUGAUGCCUUCAAGAGAUUUUUUUGAUUGUUUGUUUGUAUUUUUUUGGGAGGGGGUGGGGGGGUUGCCUUACAAGAGAACAGUUGAAAGGACCCAGAUAAGACCUGUGCAUCACCUGGGCCCCUGACGCGUGAAAACGGGAAGAUUUCUUUCGAAAAGCACACAUAUCUGGCUCGGAUUUUACGCUCAAAAGUCUGCAUCUUUACGCAAUGCACUUCCACGACUUCCUGCGCCAUGCGUGGACAAGUGGGCAAGGAGAAAAUGUAAAGACUCACCAAACGAGACGAUAUUUAAAUGCACAUUAGCUUUGAAUGCACUGCUGUUCGUUAUGUUUUCUCUCUUUAUCUCUAAGUUGUAAAUAUUUGUACAGUCAAAGAAAAAAAGAAAAAAACUUUACAAAGUGCUACAAAUGAGGAUAUGCGCAAACGGCAUUUCUUUGUAAAUGUACAAAAGGGCACUCAAAUCGGUAAAGAUUUCUAUUCUAUAAUUAUUUUAUUAUUUGUGAUGUACAGAGUUCCAUGAUAAUCAUAUAUUUCUUACGUCGAAAAGAGUAAUUUAAGGUGUCUUCAAUAUUUUUGCAGAGGGUGGAAAGUACCAUUAUUAAUAUCUAUCUACCUCAUUAUUGCAUAUAGGUUCUGAGUUUGAGGUGCGUUCAGUUAAAGUGUAAAGAGCUUUUGCAAUGAUAUAUAUAUAAGAUCAUUUAUAUACAUAUAUAACUGGAUACUACUCCACACCAUUACUGUACAAAUAAAAUUCCAAACAAAGUCUGGAAUGUCUGGUGAGUUAUGCCUUUUCUGUGUUUAAUUCAUUCAAAACAUUUGGAAAUUUGCCAAAAUGUUGAGUGCUUUUAAUGUUUCAGGAUAAAUUUUUGCCAUUGCCUUUUACGGUUCCAUGAAAAAUACCUUUUGUGUUCACAUUUUGUCAAAAUUAAAACUAUUAUUGUGUUUAA